AUGGCUACUACGAACGGCAACGCUGGCAAGAUGCCUCAAAAGACCCGCGAGGUCAACAACCAUCACAUGGACUCAACAGUGUGGAACGAGGUGAAGUUCAGACCAGACGAUAUCGUCAUUGCUACCUACUCGAAGUCAGGCACAACAUGGGUGCAACAAAUCGUCUCUCAGCUCAUUCACGAAGGUGACCCGACCGUCCCAGCAGGUGCCCUCUCACCUUGGGUUGACCUCCGCAUUGUCCCUCGAGACGUCAUGCUCGGCAUGGUCGAAGGCCAGACUAACAGACGCUUCAUGAAAACACAUUUGCCCAUCGACGCUCUGGUCUGGAAGCCCGAAGUCAAGUACAUCUUCAUCGCACGCGACGGUCGUGAUAUGGUCUGGAGCAUGCACAACCAUUUCUAUACCGCCACGCCAACCUUUUACAGCUUUUUCGAAAACACGGGUUUCGACGGACCAGGUCCCCAACGACCUUCCGAAAAUCCCAGAGACAUGCUCAUUGAUCUUGUCGAGGAUGACACGCGUCCCUCCAUCUGCUGGCCUUUCUGGAGCCACAUCCGAGGAUGGUGGGAAGCGCGCCACCAGCCCAACAUGAUGCUCAUCCACUUCAAUGAUCUUAAGAAGGAUCUUGAUGGCGAGAUUCGCAAGAUUGCCGAGUUCCUUGAGACGCCUGAUAUGCCCGAGGACAAGUUCAAAGAGGUCGUUGAGCAUUGCACUUUCGCCUGGAUGAAGGAGCAUGCUGCUCUUGCGUCGCCACCUCAGGCUGAGAUCGCAUGGAAGAAUGGCGCGCAAGACUUUGUGUACAAGGGAUCGAAUGGACGCUGGAUGGAUGUUUUGUCUGAGGAGGAUAAUAAGAGGUAUCUGGAAAAGGCGAAGGAGGAACUUGGAGAGGAGUGUGCAAAUUGGUUGCAGAAUGGUGGCUCCUUUAACUGA
Molecule: messenger RNA, 930 nt
Organism: Fusarium coffeatum
Lineage: Eukaryota; Fungi; Ascomycota; Sordariomycetes; Hypocreales; Nectriaceae
Exons: 2
Coding region: 1-930 (309 amino acids)
Biological process (GO): sulfation
Cellular component (GO): cytoplasm
Molecular function (GO): sulfotransferase activity
Source: RefSeq, a predicted model, not a curated record